Manduca sexta (tobacco hornworm) is the source of this 1567-nucleotide messenger RNA. Its product is annotated as alpha-tocopherol transfer protein-like. The record is from RefSeq and is a predicted model, not a curated record. The transcript is spliced from 8 exons. Gene Ontology annotation, cellular component: membrane. Gene Ontology annotation, molecular function: phosphatidylinositol bisphosphate binding. The coding region runs from base 181 to 1101 and encodes 306 amino acids. NCBI's taxonomy places the organism in Eukaryota, Metazoa, Arthropoda, Insecta, Lepidoptera, Sphingidae.
GGCAUUCGAUAGAGCGCGUUAGGCCGCGCUGCGAAUUCGGAAUUCAAAAAUAUUUUUUCAUUUUUUCAAAACUGUGACUUUCUAUCCACAAACACGUUGCGUUCAAGUGCCAGUGUUUUUAUUGUAGAGACUUUGGCGUGUGACUUAAUAUUCCGAUUUAAAGGACCAGUCGAAGCCAAGAUGACGCUAGAACAGCCAGCCGGUGAGAUGUGGCAGAAGAUCCGCGAAGAGCUGAACGAGAAUGUAGAUACCAGGGAUGCGGACCUGGCGCAUAUCAAGGAAUGGCUGAAGAAGGAACCCCAUCUACCUGACGAGUUCGAUGACCAGCGUAUCAUGACCUUCCUCCGCGGUUGCAAGUUCUCUCUGGAGAAGACCAAACGUAAACUGGACAUGUACUUCACAAUGCGUACCGCGGUACCGGAAUUUUUCACCAACCGUGACGUCGCGCGCCCUGAACUACAAGAAAUCUUGAACAUUGUUCAAAUGCCACCAUUGCCCGGCAUCACUCCUGAAGGUCGAAGAGUUGUCAUUAUGAGAGGUGUAGACAAAGACGCCCAAACUCCCAAUGUGGCUGAUGCCUUCAAACUAGCCCUUAUGCUUGGUGACGUCAGACUGGCGGAGGAGAAAGAAGGAGUCGCAGGAGAUGUAUACAUCCUUGACGCGUCCGUGGCGACACCAACACACUUCGCCAAGUUCACACCAACGCUCGUCAAGAAGUUCCUCGUCUGUGUACAGGAAGCCUACCCAGUAAAGCUGAAAGAAGUCCACGUCAUCAACGUUUCACCUCUUGUAGACAAGAUUGUUAACUUCGUCAAACCAUUCAUCAAGGACAAGAUCAAAGAAAGGAUCUUCUUGCACACUGACGUCAAUGAUCUGUACAAAUACGUUCCUAAGGACAUGCUCCCUGCUGAGUACGGGGGCAAUGCUGGACCCAUGAAUGACCUUCACAAUUCAUGGGUGAAGAAACUAGGUGAAUACACAGACUGGUUCACAGAAAACGAGAACAUCAAAGCCAAUGAGGCACUCAGACCCGGAAAGCCGACCAACUACGACGAACUCUUCGGAAUAGACGGCUCCUUCCGUCAAUUGGUUAUUGACUGAAAACAUUUAUAAACUGUAUAAAACUUUAUAAACCAUCGACAAUCAAUUGACAGUUUUUUUAACAUCGUAAGACAUUUCGGUGUCUAUAGCUAAAUAUGCGGCAUAUGAAUUAAGAAUUCAAAAGUAUCGAAUGAUAUUGUCGAUGGUAAAUCCUAGUUCGUGCAAACAUGCUUCUCUUUAUAAGUCAAUUCAUCCAGUCAAGUUGAUUGUUAAAUUUAACUUGUGUAGGUUAUUCUCUUCUAUCGCUUACUUCAUUACCAAUUGGUACUUUAAUUAUGGUUUACAGACUCAAUCUCAUAUCGCAGUGCUUAAAUUUUGAGCUAACUGUAACGGAAGUUGUAUGUUAUUUUGUUUGUAUACCAUUUCAUCCUAUUAUUUUAAUUGUCAACCAAAGUAUUGCUCAAUUUAUAUACGUAUUAACGUGUUGCAUGGUGUUUUGUUAUAAAUAAAUACUCUCUUUAUAUAA